Exserohilum turcica Et28A is the source of this 858-nucleotide messenger RNA. RefSeq lists its product as uncharacterized. The transcript has 3 exons. Gene Ontology annotation, cellular component: cytoplasm. Bases 1 to 858 code for a protein of 285 amino acids. The record is from RefSeq and is a predicted model, not a curated record. Gene Ontology annotation, molecular function: oxidoreductase activity, acting on the CH-OH group of donors, NAD or NADP as acceptor. Lineage: Eukaryota; Fungi; Ascomycota; Dothideomycetes; Pleosporales; Pleosporaceae.
AUGAAGCCAGGCCAACUACGCUUAAAGUGGCAGUUCAGCUCCGGUACCACAUCUGUAUCCAUGAUUGGCGCCGAUCUCUUGGCUGUCAUUGCGUUGCGGUUCGGGCCGAGAAACGGCCUCGCUGUGUGCAAGUUGCUCUCGCAAACAUGCGACUGGCUCAUUCACAUCAUCGAUCUCAAUCCUCCACCUCAGACUGGCCUUGCGCAAUGCACAUUCCACGCAUGCGACAUUACGCACGAAGAAGAGCUAGGCCGGAUCUUCGCAGGCAUAUUUAAAACCCACCGGCGUGUGGAUUUCGUAUUUGCGAAUGCGGGGAUAGGAGAGCGCCAGUACUUUUACGAUUUGCACGGCCAAAACAGUACUACUAUCAAUGAUGAUGAUGAUGAUGCUGAUGAUGAUAACAAGAAUGCAAGUACUGAUUCUAAACUUGGAAAAGAAGAUGAGAAGAAAGAGGAAGGGGAAGAAGAGGAAAUGCCACCCCUCCCUGUAAAAGGCAUGCAGACCCUCCUCUCCAUCAACCUCAGCUCCGUCAUAACAACCACGCACCUCGCAACCCACUACAUGCUGCGCUCCCCGUCUUCCACGGACAAAUCCAUCGUCAUGACGGCGUCCUGCGGCGGCUUGUACCCCUCUGGCUACUGCCCCGUGUACACAGCCACCAAGCACGGCGUCGUGGGCUUCAUGCGCGGCAUCGCCCCGUAUUACCGGGCGAAACACGGUAUCCGCGUCAACGCUAUCUGCCCCGGUAUCGUGCGCACGCAGCUGUUGUCACAAGCUGAAUUCGACUUGUUCGAAGAUGAUGUGUACACACCUGUGGAGAAAGUUGCGUCUGUGAAAAUCCGCGUCUAUUCCACAUAA